UUCUGCGAACUUUAACCUCGAAGUUUUGAAAUAUCGGUUUCGGAUUCAGGUGAAAGCGAACUUAAGGAGGAAUCUAUAGGGUUUGGGUUUCAGCAGAGGAGAUGGAUAUAAUGGAGAUCUCGAUUUUACAUCAUGUUGCAAUUGUGCUUGUUUUGAUUUGGAUCUUGACUUCGUUCAGUUUGAUUCACCCUGUCGUUUACUUCAUAUGCUUGAUCUAUCUCUAUCAGGUUCAUGAGCGGUAUACUAUGAGGUUGCGGAGAAGAUUACGAUUCGAGGAAUGGAAACAAGCAAAUCAGAAAAGGGUACUUUCUGAUUCAGAAACAGUGCGAUGGUUGAAUCAUGCAAUCGAGAAAAUCUGGCCUAUAUGCAUGGAGCAGAUUGCAUCACAGAAACUUCUUCUUCCUAUCAUACCUUGGUUCUUGGAGAAGUACAAACCGUGGACUGCUAGGGAAGCAAUGGUUCAGCACCUUUACUUGGGAAGGAACCCACCUAGGUUCACAGAUAUUAAGGUUCUUCGCCAAUGUGAUGAUGAUCAUUUGGUUCUGGAGUUGGGUAUGAACUUUCUCUCUGGGAAUGAUAUGAGUGCGAUAAUUGCUGUGAAGCUGAGGAAAAGGCUAGGAUUUGGCAUUAGGGCUAAGUUGCAUGUGACGGGCAUGCAUGUUGAAGGGAAGGUCUUAGUUGGUGUGAAGUUCCUUCGUGAGUGGCCUUUUCUUGGACGUUUGCGGGUCUGCUUUGUUGAGCCACCUUAUUUCCAGAUGACGGUAAAACCCAUCUUCAAUCAUGGACUUGAUGUCACAGAACUUCCAGGGAUAGCAGGGUGGCUCGAUAAGCUUCUUGCUGUUGCUUUUGAACAGACACUUGUUGAGCCCAAUAUGCUGGUUGUUGAUGUGGAAAAAUUGGCUUCAGCACCAACAGAAAGGUGGUUCUCAGUGGAUGAGAAAGAUGCCAUUUCUUAUGCUAGAGUUGAAAUUGUGGAAGGAGCUGACAUGAAGCCAUCAGAUCCAAAUGGAUUGGCUGAUCCUUAUGUAAAGGGACAGCUUGGCCCUUACAGAUUUCGAACGAAGACUCAGAAGAAAACUCUUAAUCCAAUAUGGCAAGAGGAAUUCAAAAUCUACAUACAUAUAUGGGAGUCUCCAUAUUUACUAAAUCUUCAAGUUCGUGACAAGGACCACUUCGUUGAUGAUACCCUCGGAGACUGUUCUGUAAACAUCGACGACCUAAGGGAUGGGCAAAGGCAUGACAUGUGGCUGCCUCUGAAGAACAUUAAAAUGGGGAGGUUGCAUCUAGCCAUCACUGUGGUUGAUAUCAAUGGAAAGGGAGAAGACUAUACAUGUGCCGAGGAACCAUCAAAGAAGGACGGACAUAAAAGCUUUGUUGAAACUGAAACUACUCAGAGAGGUUUUGACUCAAAUAGAUCAUCUGAAAAGUCUCAAAAAUUUGCAGAUAAAUUUGAUCCCAUCAAUAUUGAAGGGCAACAACAGCCUGGAGUAUGGAUUUGUCACCCAGGGAGUGAUGUGUCACAAACUUGGGAACCUAGAAAAGGGAGUAGGCACUCUGAGACCCAAAUACAAUGUGAGGAUAAUUGUUCCAUAGGCAGUGCCAUUUCAGCAGCAACACAGUCCUGCAAGGAUUAUAGUAGCAGCAGUGAUGAAAACCGAGCAGGAAGUAGACCAAAACCGCUGAAGACAGUUCAAAAGGGCCUACAGAAGCUCGGUAUGUUGUUUCACAAGAGUCCUAGAAAGGAGGAGCUUAUCAACACAGGUGAAGAAGUUGUUCACCCACCACAUGUCAACCUUCCAGCAGUAAAGAAGGGUACCGGUGUGAAACUUGUUGUGGAUGAUGAAGUUCCAAUUCCAGUUACUGUUGAAGAUCCAAGUGCAGAAAAGGAGAGCUUAAGUCCUGAUGGAAGUGGCCCUGAAACCCCAGGGAAGGGAAACAUGAAAGGCAUGGCAAAUAGCAUUCUCAAGCAUGCUGGAAAGUCUGCUCAUGGCCUAAAGGAUGCACUCUCAAGGAGACUAUCGAACAAAUCUAAAGGGGAUCCAGAAUCAGUUUCAGGAUCUAAAAGGGAAUCAGGCUCACUGUUGACUGAGAGACACACUAAUCAGGUAUCUGACUCCUCUGAUGAGGUAUCUAAUACCUCUACAAGGGAUUUCAGUCACACACCUAGAUUUGAUGGGAUCCCAAUUGAUUCAACCUUCACAUUGGAACAUGACACAGAAUUCCUGGAUUUGAAGGAUCAAAAUGCUCAGGCGGGCCAUGGCGACUCCCCAACAAACUCUUUUCCUAUCAUGGAGGUUUCUCUCAAUGAUAUAAAAAAGACAAAUGUUGACGAGACAAAAUGCUCUGAUUUGCAUGGUGGAAGAUUAUAGGAAUCCUUGGGCCUGAAACCCUCUGAAGCUAACUUGGAAGCAGAGAAAUUAUAGAAUAUGCUUGGUGAAUCCAUAGUAAUCUCCAAUUUUCUUUCAUUAUGGAUGUGUAUACUAAUCUCCCAUUUCAGUUUUCCAUAUCCGCUUGCCUGAUGGAGUGGUGGAUCUUGUACAUACAUGGGUGGAUACUUUGGGACUUGUAGGAAUGAUCAAGUUUGCCUUCUUGUGAGAA
Molecule: messenger RNA, 2598 nt
Organism: Telopea speciosissima
Lineage: Eukaryota; Viridiplantae; Streptophyta; Magnoliopsida; Proteales; Proteaceae
Product: C2 domain-containing protein At1g53590-like
Exons: 13
Coding region: 102-2369 (755 amino acids)
Molecular function (GO): lipid binding
Source: RefSeq, a predicted model, not a curated record